AUGUGCAACAACGCGAUGGUCACCUCUUACACGCGUAGUGUAGUGGGUACGCUCAGCUUAGUUCUGCAUCGAAUCAUUCAAAAGAACUCAGGACCCGGGCUCCAGGACCCAGGCUCCAGAACCCGGGCUCCAGAACCCGGGCACCAGGAGAUGAGCUCCAGCACCCUGGCUCCAGCACCCUGGCUCCAGCACCCUGGCUCCAGCACUCUGGCUCCAGCACCCGGGCUCCGGAACCCGAGCUCUAGGACCCGGGCUCCAGAAACUGCGCUCCGGGAUACGGGCUCCUGGACCCGAGCACCAGGACCCGUUCUCCAGCCCUCGGAUCUCUCCUCCUUCUCUGGAGCAUCGAGAAGGCGAGAACUGAUUCUUGCCUCCACUUUUCUCUUCCUUUAUAGUGCCCAUCCUGGGGUCAAUGGGCCAUCAGAAGGUUGUGGGUUUUUCACGUCGCUUUUUUGGUGGAUUUGA
Messenger RNA from Caenorhabditis briggsae, 465 nucleotides. NCBI's taxonomy places the organism in Eukaryota, Metazoa, Nematoda, Chromadorea, Rhabditida, Rhabditidae. The record is from RefSeq and is a predicted model, not a curated record. The coding region runs from base 1 to 465 and encodes 154 amino acids. The transcript is spliced from 2 exons.